This is a messenger RNA of Gambusia affinis (western mosquitofish), 6827 nucleotides long. RefSeq names its product interferon-induced very large GTPase 1-like. Bases 56 to 5893 code for a protein of 1945 amino acids. The record is from RefSeq and is a predicted model, not a curated record. The transcript is spliced from 9 exons. Gene Ontology annotation, molecular function: GTP binding. Lineage: Eukaryota; Metazoa; Chordata; Actinopteri; Cyprinodontiformes; Poeciliidae.
UAAAAAGCUCCAGUGGGGUCAGAAAACAUCACAGAAGAGACGAAAACCAGCUAGAAUGGAGGUUGAUGAAGACUCAGCUGAAAGACCAGAGAGAGAAUCUGCAAGAAGUGAUGAUACACACAUAAGACGGAGCUCUUAUCAUGUGUGUGAUGAAGCCAAAGUAGAAAAAAGGACAACUAAAAAUAAGUCUGAUGCAGAGGAGGAUCUUAUGGACACUCAACAAUCAGAGAGUUGUGAUAAAAACACAGGCAGGAAGAUUGCAAUUACAUCUACAGCAUCUGCAAGGGAUGAUAAAGCGAUGCCAUGUCUCACUCUUGCGUUAAUUGGUGAAACAAAUUCAAUUGAUCUUGAGCCAAAUAAUGUUCUCCUUGUCCAGGAAACACAGGUGGAAGAGUUUUCAUCCAACCUGUACGAUCUGUGUGGCCGCCACAUCUCUGUCAUUAACAUGCUUGGUCUUCCAAAUUAUGAUGACAUCCCAUUAUCUCAGUCUGUUCGUGCCUUUGUCUUGUUGAUACCAAAUGGACAGCAUGUAAGCCAGUACACUGCAGGAAUGUUGUGGUUCCAGAAAACCUUUGGGAAGGAGAACAUUCCUCAUGUCAUGACAGUAAUUACCCAUGAAACUGAUGAGAACUGUGAAAAUGCACUCAACGACCUGAAACAUAUGAAUACUUUUUCUGAAAAAAGAUGCCACACGUGUAUAAGAAGUAUGGCGGAUGCUGAAGAGAUAAUAACUCUUUUGGAAAAAAUCGAUGUCAUGCUCUCUGAAAGAGAUACAAACUAUUGUUGCCAACAAUCCCCUGGAAAAAAUGGAGACCAGAAGAAACUGUAUGAUGUACCACAUAAAGCAAAAAUCACUACAGAAGAAAAGACUGAAGCUGAACUUAAGUGUGAUCAACUGAAGAAACAUGUUGGUGCUGAACAAUCUAAAAAAAAAUAUGACAACGGAGAAGUACAGUGUGAAAACAAGACAGUUCACUGUGAAACAAAGGAGGAAGGUGUACUGCAGAUGGAUAUCAGUGAACCCAUACACAAGACUAAAUGCAAUCCUUUUGAGGAUAACCAAAAGAAACGUCAAAACGAAACUGAAAAACUACUCAGAAGACUUCACCUCCAGGACCAACAUCAACCCAUGCUGUCAUCAGAGGACUUUGUACAAAUACGUCCACCUAUAAAAAACACUAAUGAGAUCUUUGAGAGAGAUCUAGUUAGUGCUUUUCUUCAGAGGUUAAUGAUGUUAGAUUAUAGAGCCAGAUACAUCCCUGUUCAGCAAGAAAGCUCUGAUGUGAACAAUUCAGAGGCUGGUCAAGUGUCUGACAGUGCUAUUACAGAUGACGAUGACCUGGAUGCUCUUUUUACAACUAAUGUAGACAUAGAUCAGUCAAAAGAGAAUCAUGUGCAUCCAAUGGAUGUUCAAAUGGCAGUAUUUCACUGCUCAGACAGCUUCCUUAAACAGAAAAUGAUCACAAAGUUGUCACAGUGUCAGUAUGCCUUACCACUGCUUGUUCCUGAUCCUCUCUCAACAAAUAUUGAGUGUCCUUUGUGGACGUUCAGACAAAUAACAAAAACAUGGAAAAUAAGCACAAACAAAGAAAAUGCAACCACUGUCACCAUGAAAAGCAUGCCAAUCUACAAAGCUGACACUCCCAUGGUUUCAUUUUUCCGACUGGGCUCCAUGUCUUUGUCCAAAUCUCAAUUGAUGAAUGCCUUGAUCAACGACCGCCACGACACAUUCUUCCACAGAAACUGUAAAGGCAGCACCAAAUCUCGUUAUUUGAUGGAUGGCGUGGCAGAGAUUGCCUGGUACUGCCCUGCUGGAAAAGACAAUGAUUUCUUUACUGACUGCAUUGCCUUCUGUAAUCUUCAUGGGGAUUCUCUAGCAAUUGGAAAACAGCGUGAAAUUCUGACUGAAAUGUCAUCAGUCAUUGUUGUUCUUGUGCCAACUCUGGAAAAAUUCCAGGAAAGUACUGCAGUCAUUUCUAUGCUUUACAAGUCUUCAAAGCCUCUAAUCAUCCUCAGUGCAGACAAUGACAAUAGUGCAGUUCGGGUGAAACCUCAAAAAUACAAACUAGGGCUGAAAGAAAGAAGCCAGUCGGAUGUUUCAGAAGAACUAAAGAAGAUUAUAAAAAGCCUUUUGUCUGGACCCCACACAUCCUUCAGGCUGGAGACUAUGGCCAAAGUCUCUGGGGUCAAAGUGGAUGAAGAUCAGAAAGUCUGCCAGAAUGGGAAAUCUGCGGCAAUGGAAAUAAUUGAAUUGAUUGAAAGGAUGGACGUUGCCAAGAUCAAAGAUAAAUUUCUACCCUGCCAAGGUCAACUUUGGUCCAACUGGUGCAAAAUCAAUAAAGAGUUGCAUCAUCUAAAGGGAGACAUUGAGAAAGAAAAGGGCCAGAAGAGUCAUCAGCUAAUGAAACUACGAGAGAAACAGUGUGAUGUAUCUAAUAGUAAACUGAUGAGGUUGUUCACUCAAAGCCUCCAGAGUUUGCCACCAAAAGAAAGAGAAUAUUUCUUGACAUGGACUCAGAUCCUUAUAGAUGCCCUCUCCACAGAUGAUCUCUCUUCAAUUCUCCAAAAUUAUGAUGAAACCUGGUCAGAGGUCUUGGUCUUGAAAAAUAAACAUGACAAAUCUGCUCAAUUAAAACACAAACAAACGGAGCUUGAACUGUUGUCACAAAAGCUUCAAUCAGCAACCUUCGGUCUGGAACACAUCUUCAGAGAGAUGGGACAGAUCUAUGAAGCCCAUAAAUCUUUGAAGAAACCAUUGCUGUACCAACAACAUGAUUGGAUCAAAUACCCUGAGCUGGCUGCAGAUCUGAUGAUAUCAGGACACCCGAUGGAGUUGAUGGAUGGGGAUGCAGGCCAUGUGCCUUUAAUAUGGAUCUCUAAUCUUUUACAGGAAGUCAUCAAGAAACUUGGUGACCCGAGAGUUUUUGUGCUGUCAGUUCUGGGUGUACAAAGUAGCGGAAAGUCAACGAUGCUGAAUGCCAUGUUUGGCCUGCAGUUUGCAGUCAGUGCUGGGAGGUGCACCAAGGGUGCCUACAUGCAAUUGGUUAAGCUGUCAGAGGAAAUCAAGGAUAAAUACCAGUUUGACUACAUUCUAGUUGUAGACACUGAAGGACUGCGUGCUCUUGAGUUAGCAGGUAAUGCUACCCUUCAUCAUGACAAUGAACUUGCAACAUUUGUUGUUGGUCUGGGAAACAUGACACUGAUCAACAUCUUUGGUGAGAAUCCAGCUGACAUGCAAGAUAUCCUACAAAUUGUUGUGCAGGCUUUCAUGAGGAUGAAGAAAGUCAAACUUUCUCCAAGUUGUGUGUUUGUCCAUCAGAAUGUCACAGAUAUUACGGCAGCAGAGAAAAACAUGGAUGGAAAAAGACGUUUGCAGGAAAAACUGGACAAGAUGGCUCAACUUGCUGCCAAAGAGGAAGUGUGUGAUGUUGAGUGCUUCAGUGAUGUCAUCGCAUUUGAUGUGCAAAAAGAUGUGAAAUACUUUGCUCAGCUGUGGGAGGGAAGUCCACCAAUGGCUCCUCCAAAUCCAGGUUAUAGUGAGAGCAUCCAAGAACUCAAGUCCAUCAUCUUGUCUAAAGCCAAACAGUCUACUGGAACCACUCUGUCACAUUUCAGCACCAAAAUUCAAGACCUGUGGAAUGCUUUGAUGAAUGAACACUUUGUUUUUAGUUUCAAAAAUACACAGGAAAUUGCAGUUUAUAGAAAACUGGAGGUCCAAUAUGGGAACUGGACUUGGGCCCUGAGGAGUGAGAUGCUGAAUAUUGAAAACCAACUUUAUCCCAGAAUUGAAAAGGGCCAACUGGACAAAGUUGAGCUGAGUUAUCUUACCAAAGAAAUGAGCAAAAAAUACAAAGAAAUAACAAAAGCAAUCGUGGAUUACUUUGAAGAUGACAAAGACAAAGAAAUGUUGGUUCAAUGGCGGGGCCGAUUUGAGAACAAAAUCAAAGAGUUUCAUGAGGAACUUGUGAGAGGGGUGAAAAGAAAACUGGAUGAAGUAAUUCAGCAAAAUAAUGCUAGAAAAAUGCUUGACAAGAAGAAGACAGAGUUUGAAAACAAGCUACUACAGAAGAGCAAAGAGCUUGCUCACCAUUUAAAAUUCAUUGCAGCAGAUGAAGAGGAACUAAAAGCACAAUUCAGCACUGUUUGGAGUCACUGGGUUAAGGAAUUAACCUCAGAUACAAAACCCAUCGAGAACAUAAACUUGGAGGAGGAUCAGCAACUUGUCCUUCAAGAUCUUGGUGUAGAAUGGGGACUCAUUGAUGAGUCAAAAAGAAGUAAGAGAUACAAAAAUCUGUCAGAAACUGGAAACUACUUCGGCUACAUAACCCAAAAGAAAUAUCAAAAACUCAAUCAGGAAACCCAACAGUCUCAGGAAAACAAGAGAGAAGCAGACAAAGACACAAGUGGACAAAGCAAAACCUUUUUUGGGUUUUUCCAACAAUGGUUUGGAAUGGCAUCAACAACACAGCAUGUGGACGAACGUAAACCAAAAAAUACUUUCCAGUAUGAAGAACAGGAACUGAUCAGAUCAUUUGUUAAAAAGGUUGUAAAAGAAUGUCUUGAAGCCAUUAAGAGCAAACCUGUUGCAACAAGAGGUUACAGGUCAACCUACUUGCAGGAACUUGCCAAAAAUGUCAAACAAAAAGUGACAGAAUUUGAAUCAGGGAAGAAAUUUACAUUCAAGAAGGAGUUUACAGUUGACCUUUCACUGCAUGUGUUUGAUAGGGCAGAAGGUUGGCUCUUAAACGCUCACAAGAUCUACAGAGACAACAAUGAUGCACUGACUUAUUUGGACAACAAGAAAAAUGAGUACUACAACAUUUUCAGAAGCUUCUGCAAAGGAAGUUCAUCGGCUGUGGUGUUUGGAGAAAUUAUGUGUGAAAAACUCAAAGUCUCUGCCGCUGAAGCCGUCUGUAACAAGACUGGAGUUGAUAUUGCUGGAGAGAUGAGGUCCAAUUUCCCAGCAUUCAAUGGAAACAGACUGAACUUAGAGAAGCAUGUGUUGGCAUCUCUAGCAGAGAAAGAAGACUUUAGCAGAUUCACCACCUACAUCAGAAAUCCAAGAGCUGAAGUAGAGGCUUUCAUCAAAGAAGAAGUAAAGGAAUACAUGUUCACGACACAGAAAGAUAAAGCCCAGACUAUCCUUAAGAAACAUGUAGAAGACAUCACCAGAGUCAUCAGUCAGGCUUUGUUUGAGACAACAGAAACAUUCAAACUCCAGAAAGUAAACAUAGAAAUGUGGGUUGAGGAAUUUUCUAGUAAACUGAAGCCAAAGUUGACUCUUGACACCAUUAGUUGUCAAAACUUCAGCGACAUAAACAAUUUUGAAUUUCUUAAGCAAGAGAUAGAGAAAGGCAUGAAAAGCAUCACAACAGAGAUGAGCAAACUCUCCCUGGAAAAAGUGAAUGACUGUAGGCAGAAACCUGAUCAGAUCCUGAUUGAUCAGCUGUGCAACUGCUGCUGGGAAAGGUGUCCAUUCUGUGCCGCUGUUUGCACAAACACUUUGAAGGACCACAGUCCUGAGAAGCACAGCGUUCCUUUUCAUCGACCGUCUGGAAUCGAAGGUUGGCAUGUAAGAGGAACAGUUGAUCUGGUCAUUGAUUUCUGUACCACGUUAGUUGCAAGUGACAGAGCCUUUUACCCAAAACAUGACUCGGAGAACACUGUUCCCUAUAAAAAGUACCCAACUGCAGGAGAACCAUUUGCUUCUUGGAGCAUUACAGCUGAUGCCUCCAUGCUGGCCUACUGGAAAUGGUUCAUCUGCCACUUUCAAAAUGAAAUAGAAGACUACUAUCAUAAGAAAUUUCAGGGUUACGGAGAAAUUCCUCAGCAAUGGAAAAGCUUCAGUAAGGAGGAUGCUAUUGAAAGUCUGAAUGAAAUGUUUAGUUUGUGAAGAAACUGCAGGUGUUCAUAGAAACUAAUCAAGUUGUGAGUUUGAUCAGUAAUUAUGACGUUCAAAGCUCUUCAAAAUGAAUGAAUGAACAUUUAUUACCUUUGGUUUCUACAUCCUGAAUGAGUUAUAUUUGAAGGAUAAUUGAAAUGGCUUCAAACAAACAGUUGUAUGGUUUACUUUAUAUACAUUUUCAGUCUUUUUUUCCAUUAUUCUGAUUAUUUUUUAGACACCAAAAGGUGUUAUUUAGGAAAUAAGCAUUGAAAUAUAAUAUGACUCUUGAUUUGGGUUACAGUAUGUAAACAUCUUGCCUUUUGUAUCCAGAGGAAAUCAAUUUAUUAUGGUAUAUUUUCUCAUGUUUUAAAAUUUUAUACAUGUAUGGUAAAAUUAAAAUCUUAAUCCAUAUAUUUUUUAAUCCCCAUUACAAUCAUAUUGAUCCAGGAGAUAAAUACCUUAAAAUAAACCACAUGUGAAUUUCAUGAACUAGAUGUUUUUUGUAAAUAACUUCAAUGAAUUUAGAUUCUCCCGCCCCUAUUUUUUUAUUUAUGUUCAAACUUUGCUGUGUUAAACUAAUUUGUUAAGCAACUGAAUAUUUUUCAUCCAUAUUUCUUUUUAGUUUUUUUAUUUAUUUCUUUAGUAAUUCUUUGGUUUAUUCCCUGUAAAUUUGUUUUUCUCUAAAUAGACUCCAAGUUUUGUAAUAGAAAAUGAUCAUAUAAAAAAUGUAACCACCCUUGAAGUAAAUGAAAUAAGUAUACUUCUUUGACAUAUCACAUCAUUUAUAAUAAAUAUUAUUAGAUUUAACAAGGCAGAUAACACAAAUGAUGCAGAACAUUGUUUCACCAGUAAAAGUUAUGUUUGAUUUUAACUUGUAUUAAAUUCACUAAAAUGCUCCUGAUUUCUUUUCUUCACCUCUUCAAAAUAAAAAAAGGUUUGAAAA